GGACCCAACCUCCCUACAUCAAUCUCCACCCUCCUGGCUAGCAGGCUAUAUAGUCAGUCCAUGAUCAGAAGCUGUACGCCACCUGCUCUCGAAGCAGGGCGAGGGACACAAUGGAACAGCCUAGCCUUCAGUGCUCCCAGCCGGCCUCUGGCUCCCUGACCUCCCCGCAGACUAAUCAUUCUACCUUCCCGAAUCCCAACUGUAGCUCUCCGGGGCCAUACCAGGACUCUAUUGCACUCCCUUGGAAGGUGGUCCUGGCCACAUUACUUGCACUUAUCACCUUGGCCACCACGCUCUCCAAUGCCUUUGUGAUCGCCACGGUCUCUCGGACUAGGAAGCUGCACACUCCUGCCAACUACCUGAUCGCCUCCCUAGCAGUUACUGACUUGCUUGUGUCUAUCCUGGUGAUGCCCAUCAGCACCAUGUACACGGUCACCGGUAGGUGGACGCUUGGCCAGAUUGUCUGCGAUUUUUGGCUGUCCUCGGACAUUACCUGUUGCACAGCUUCCAUCCUGCAUCUCUGUGCCAUCGCUCUGGACCGCUACUGGGCCAUUACAGACGCGGUGGAGUAUUCGGCUAAAAGGACUCCCAAGCGAGCCGCGGGGAUGAUUGCCAUGGUGUGGGUCUUCUCCGUGUCCAUCUCCAUGCCCCCACUCUUCUGGCGCCAGGCUAAGGCUGAGGAGGUAGCAGACUGCUUGGUGAACACAGACCAUAUCCUUUACACCGUCUACUCCACUGUGGGCGCCUUCUACUUCCCCACACUGCUGCUUAUUGCCCUCUAUGGUCGCAUCUAUGUGGAAGCUCGUUCUCGGAUUUUGAAACAGACGCCCAACAGGACGGGCAAACGCCUGACCCGGGCCCAACUGAUCACUGACUCCCCGGGAUCCUCUUCCUCUGCCACUUCCAUUAACUCUCGAGCGCCCGAGGGAUCCAGUGAAUCGGGGUCCCCAGUGUUUGUGAACCAAGUAAAGGUGAAAGUCUCUGACACUUUCCUGGAAAAGAAGAAGCUCAUGGCCGCUAGGGAGCGAAAAGCCACCAAAACGCUUGGGAUAAUUUUAGGAGCCUUUAUCGUCUGUUGGCUGCCUUUCUUUAUCAUCUCCCUGGCUUUGCCUAUCUGCGAUGACGCCUGCUGGUUCCACCUGGCCAUCUUUGACUUCUUUACUUGGCUAGGAUAUCUCAACUCCCUCAUCAACCCCAUCAUCUAUACCAUGUCCAAUGACGACUUCAAACAAGCUUUUCAUAAACUGAUACGGUUCAGGCGCACGAGCUGAAUCUUGAAGUGGCAGAGCGUUCACCAAGGCGCCUCUGGGGAACGUGCUUGUCUUGUGUCUGAUUCCACAGGUAAGGUGGACUCUUGUUAUGCUGGUGCUGUCUCAGAAAGAGGCUCUCCUGGGCCAGAGAAAGCGGUGCUGAGAAACCAGUAGAGUCCAGAGGGGGCUCUGGAAGGAGAACCGUGCGUAGAAAGGGUAGAGCAAGAAGAAUCUAUCAGCUCCCCACACUCCCAGCUCCCCAAACUUCCUGCCUUUGCUAUUGACACUGCUGCUUUCCAGCGCCUAUUGGGCUGUAACUUUUUUUUUUUAAUAAGCAUUUAAAUGGGAGAUACUUACCCAUGAAAGACCAUUGUAUGGAGUCACUGUCAGUCUAUAGUUUCGGGUACCUGGAAACCUGCCGAGCUCCUAUCUCCUCCCUGCAGGCAGUGCUUAUAAUAGAAGUUUAUCCUCCUGUGCUAGUGGGGGGAAAAACUUGAUCUCACUCCUCUCUCCUACUCCAAUCCAAUGAAACUGGCAAGUGUUUACUUCUCGCAACUCUCUCUCUUUUAAGUAUUUAAACACAGUCAGAGGAGCGUAUGGAUUUAGUUUCCUGGACCUUAAUUUUGUCUCUGAUGGAGAAGAAAGCCUGAAGAGUUAACUGCGUUGCGGAAUUCUGCUCUGAACAAUCCCUAUUGUUUUCUUUAUACUUGAAACUAGCUGGGCGAUGGGCAGACUUGACUAGGAGAACAGAACUCCUUGGGUGUUUGUUUUCUGCAGAUAUGUAAUUUUGCAUUCCUGUUUAGCUAUUGUCAAGCCACAGCUAACAAAGCAAACUAAGUAUUAUGUGUGCUCGUGCCAAAGUUUGCAAACUGCUUUAGUUUUAUUCCUAAUUCAUGUACCUGUCACUUUACAUAUUUAAAUUCCGGGUAAAUGGAGAGUAUGAUGGGUGACUCAGACCAAACUGCUGCUAUCUUACUUAUGAAUGCAAUCCUCUAGUGUUAGAUAAAUCCCUCCUUCACCCUGUUUAACUAGACAGCUGUCUUUGUCUUUAAUCUCUAGUCCAAUUCAGUGGAACCGACUUGCAGAAGAGAGAUGAAAUAGCAACAGCUCCUAUUGGUUAAGGAAUGGGGCGAGGGGAAAAGGGAGGGGAAAUGUAUAACCUUGACUUGUACAAAAUUUUUAAAAUGCAUGAGAUAGUUAUUUGCACAAACAUUCAUUUCACCAGAGAUUACCUUGUUAACUAGCCUGUGAAGUCACUAAGGGUCACUAAGUAACCGCCAGGUACAGAAACACUUGACAUGGAAUAAGAGCCGUAACAUCAGUGUUACUGUUGAAUAUUUGCUUCCUCAUCUUUUAUGUUUUAAAUGUAGCAAAAACAAAGACUAUUAGAAAAGGAUAGCACUGGGGACAGCAAAAGAAAAAAAAAGCUAAGAUACAGAUAAAUUUUGUUUUAAUUCGAGACCAUCCUAGACAGAGCCCUUCGUGUAGCUCUUGGAGGGUGAAAAGACGGCACUCUACAAAGUCAUUACUGUGUAGAGCAAAUUAUAUUGAGAAGUGGUUUAAACUUGUAUUCUGAAACUCUGGUCCUGGUUAUGAUACCUCACGAAGCUGUAACAAUUGGAAUAUUCAAAAGUUUUAAAUCUUUACAAACUCUGCUUUAGUACUUUGGUUGUGGUCUCAGCUUAGCUCUGAAAGAUCCAUUUUUUUCUUCUAGAUAGGGCCACAAAUUGAAGGAUGGAAAAUCCAUAAUCUCAGUAAAUAAAAGACCUAUAAGAGAAUCCAUCUACGUAGAAAAAAACCAAAAACCCUACCCCACCCAUCACUUAGGUAAGAUCUAUAUUCUUUUGAGCUACUUUCUGCAAGUCACCAUUUUAUUUUAAAAAAAGCCUCUCUUAACUGCUGGAAACUCAGGCAAAGGAGAUUUUUGAACUGAAUUAUCAAAAUACACUCCCUACCUUCCUACUUUGCAGUUUUUCACUGAGAUAAUAGCUCUUAACAUUACACUAUUCAGAUUGUCGUAUGUAUUCUCAAUACAAAGGGAAACUAACUGGUGUUGUUGACACCUUGUCUUUGGGGCUGGACUUUAAACUUCAGGGCAUUAAAAAAAAACAACCCAUCAGUCUUAGCAGGCUUCUCAAGUACAUUUGCUCUGGGGUUUCUCCCAUGCAGAAAUCAAACUUGGGAUGUUCAUAGGGCUCAAUAAUUUGUGUUGAUGUUAUUAAUCUAUUUGUAUUUGUAUAUGCCAUUGUAAAUGCUGUUGUACUUCUGUUGGGCAUAAGUGACAGUUAAGUCAAAUUCUAGCAGCCACAGAGAAACUGUAUAUUUAAACAUAUGGUGGUGACUCCCACACAGGCAGUGACCAUGGUUGUAUCUAAGUACUGUUAGAAUGUAUAGUCAAUUUAGUCAGAGCUGGUUGCUUACCACCAUGAAAAGCUAAUUAUUUGACUGAAUCGACUGGUCAUUUAAAUAUUGUGGGAUAAGUGAGUGUAUGCCAAAAUUGUAGUAAUAAGAAUUCUCACUUCAUCAAUCCACAUUGCACUUGAUUAUGCAAAGUGUAUUGCCGUGUAAAUCAGAGGGGUAUAAACUCCUUUUCAGUUACUGCUUCCUGUAGGACAGUCAUGUGCUUGUAUGAUAGUUCAGUCCAUAAACUAGUCACAUUAAAAAAUAUGAAAGGGGAGAGAAACAUGAAAACUUUGUGACCUUUCCGCCAAAGUAAAAUGAAACAUAUUUGUUGGAUGUUGUAAGAAAUAUUGUCCACAUUUGUAUUAAAUUGCACACCCAUCUACAUGAAUAUAUUUAUAUGUAAGCAUCCAAAAUGCCUAUACUGUCUUGUAUUUUCAGAGAUUUUAAAUUUGAUUUUUUUCCCAAAACAGCCACAAUGACCACAAAAGAAUGGCUGUUGACUUGGACAGACUUUAUAAUAAAACAAUAAUCUCAGACUUUGCUAUAUUUCAUCUUGGUUGUCUUUAAACAAAAGACAGUUAAGAGAUCUCUAACUCAUUUCAGCAGCAGCAGCCCAGAACAUAUGCAUUUGGUGGAGUUGCUGUGAUUGCAUUGCCUUUGGCAUCCCUCCUUUCAACAGAUGUAUAAUUGGAAAUGGAACUUAGAAGAAAAAAUGAAAUAAAAAUUUACGUUGUUCUAAGGAA
Phascolarctos cinereus (koala) is the source of this 4396-nucleotide messenger RNA. It is a transcript of the gene HTR1B, whose product is annotated as 5-hydroxytryptamine receptor 1B. The record is from RefSeq and is a predicted model, not a curated record. Lineage: Eukaryota; Metazoa; Chordata; Mammalia; Diprotodontia; Phascolarctidae. Gene Ontology annotation, biological process: bone remodeling; vasoconstriction; chemical synaptic transmission. Gene Ontology annotation, molecular function: G protein-coupled serotonin receptor activity. Gene Ontology annotation, cellular component: plasma membrane.